AUGUGGUAUCAGAUCCGGGAUUAUCAAGACAUGGACUACUCUUCUGUGCGGAAGUUGUAUUCUACAGGUUUCAGAGAGCAUGAAGGAGCUGUGCAUGUCCUAAUCCUGAAACAGCACUGGGUUCAGACUGUGCUGCUUGGACUCUUAAUUCUCUUCCUCCACCUAUUCGACUCUCUCCAAGCCUCUGUUCUGUGUCUCGGUGGAGUUUUGCUGGCUGGCAGUUUUGCUGUAUCCUGUCUUUUUGAACAAAGAGUACAGCUCAGGCUCAGUGAAGACCUGCAGGACAUUCGAGCAUCCUACAUGCACCCAGAUCAGAUCAGCUGCUUUUGUGUAGCGGAGUCUAAGGGCUCCUUAGUGGGAAUAGUGGCAAUAUUACCCCGUGUGACAGAGCCUGGGGCAUGGGACUUGAAACUCAUCUCAGUGAGAAAGGGCUUUCGGCAGCGAGACCUGGCCAGAGCACUUUGUUGGACCACCUUGUAGUUUGCUGCCAGCCACGAAGUACAGAGAGUAGUGUUGUUCACCUCUGUCAUGCAGUCAGAUGCUCUUAAACUGUACCACAGCCAGGGGUUCCACAAAGAGGAGGAGUUUGUUUGGCCAUCACUUUGUGCCAGGCUCAUCAACUUCCUGGUGUUUAAAUAUGCAUAUAUGAAGAGAUAUUACCUGCGGGGCUCUGUUUUAGAGCUGUGCGAGCCUGAGAGCCCAGUGGGCAGUGUGGUGUUGGUGUAG
Neoarius graeffei (lesser salmon catfish) is the source of this 726-nucleotide messenger RNA. Its product is annotated as probable N-acetyltransferase CML5. Lineage: Eukaryota; Metazoa; Chordata; Actinopteri; Siluriformes; Ariidae. Gene Ontology annotation, molecular function: N-acetyltransferase activity. The record is from RefSeq and is a predicted model, not a curated record.